Messenger RNA from Eruca vesicaria subsp. sativa (arugula), 2861 nucleotides. NCBI's taxonomy places the organism in Eukaryota, Viridiplantae, Streptophyta, Magnoliopsida, Brassicales, Brassicaceae. The record is from the annotation of a GenBank genome assembly.
AAACAACCUCAUCAUCUGUUCACACUCUCUCAAGAGUUUAAAGACAAGUUAGAGAAGUGAUUAACUUUAGGGAGAUGGUGAGAGACACUCUGCUUUUGUUGUGUCUGCUAGUUUCCACUUUUCUCUUCACUUCUUCAUCUGCCCAAUCUCCAGGUUUUGUGAGUUUGGAUUGUGGAGGAGAAGAGCCAUUCACUGAUGAACUUGGACUUAAAUGGUCACCAGAUAAUCACCUUCUCUUUGGAGCAACAGCUACUAUCUCUUCCCCUAACCAAACCAAAACACAGUACACAACCUUAAGACACUUCCCUGCUGAUCAAAGAAAAUACUGUUACACACUCAAUGUCACAAGCAGGAACCGUUAUCUCAUAAGAGCCACUUUCCUUUACGGUAAUUUUGAUAGUAACAAUGUGUAUCCCAAGUUUGAUAUCUCCCUAGGGGCCACUCCUUGGACUACCAUUGCCAUCUCCGAUGCUGCUGUUAUUGAAAAGGCAGAGCUGGUGUUUCUGGCUACAAGUCCUAGUGUUAGUGUUUGUUUGUCCAAUGCCACAACGGGGCAGCCGUUUAUAUCUACACUUGAGCUUAGACAGUUGAGUGGUUCAAUGUAUCUGACUGAGUAUGAAGACAGGUUUCAUCUGAGUGUGGCUGCAAGGAUAAACUUCGGUGCAGAAACUGAAGAUCCUGUGAGGUAUCCGGAUGAUCCGUACGACAGAAUAUGGGAGUCUGAUUUGUUGAAAAAAGCUAACUAUCUUGUGGAUGUUGCUGCUGGGACUGUGCGAGUGUCUACCACAUUGCCAAUAGAAACAGCUGGCAAUGACAAACCGCCAGAGAAGGUAAUGCAGACAGCUGUGGUGGGAACAAACGGGUCAUUAACUUACAGGAUGAACCUCGAGGGCUUCCCUGGUUUUGGUUGGGCGUUCACAUACUUUGCUGAGAUUGAGGAUUUGGCUGAAGACGAGUCAAGGAAGUUCAGAUUAGUUCUACCUGACCAGCCUGACUAUAGCAAAGCUAUUGUUAACAUCAAGGAGAAUACUCAGAGACCCUACAAGGUUUAUGAGCCUGGAUACUAUAACAUAACCCUUCCUUAUGUUCUGAACUUUCGUUUCGCCAAAACGGCUGAUUCUUCUAGAGGACCUAUUUUGAAUGCUAUGGAGAUUAGUAAAUAUAUUCAGAAGAGUGAUGGUUCAGUAGAUGCAACUGUUAUGGCUAAUGUGGCAUCUCUAUAUCCUUCAACUGAAUGGGGUCAAGAAGGUGGUGACCCAUGUUCCCCUUCACCGUGGUCGUGGGUGGUUUGCAGUUCAGAACCACAACCAAGAGUUGUUGCUGUAAAGCUGUCGAAUAAGAACAUGACAGGAGAUAUACCUUCUGACUUGACAAAGUUAACUGGCUUGGUUGAGAUAUGGCUUGAUGGGAACUCUCUAACGGGUCAAAUACCUGAUUUCUCUAGGUGCACAAGCCUCAAGAUAAUACACCUCGAGAACAACAGACUAACCGGAAAUAUCCCAUCGUCGCUGUCAAAACUCGCAAAUCUGACGGAACUGUACCUACAGAAUAAUAAGUUAAAAGGAAAAAUACCAUCAGGCUUCAAAGACGUGGUCUCGAACUUCACUGGUAACAUAAACCUUAAAGAAGGUGGAGGAGAUACAGGGAAGAAGCUAGGUAUCAUCAUUGGUACAUCAGCUGGUGCUACUUUAUUUCUUAUUGGUUCUAUCUUUUGUUGCAUCUGGAUGUGCAAAUCGAACCAGAAUAACAAGAGGAAGAAAACUUCAGCGGAGUUAACGAACCUUCCGUUGCAUGUUCAAAGAGCAUCAUCAACCCUGAGUGAUGCACAUGGAGACGCUGCACAGUGCUUCACACUAUAUGAGAUAGAGGAAGCCACAAAAAAGUUUGAGAAGAGGAUUGGUUCAGGAGGUUUUGGGAUUGUAUACUAUGGGAAAACAAAAGAGGGGAAAGAGAUUGCUGUGAAAGUUCUUGGGAAUAACUCUUACCAGGGAAAAAGAGAGUUCGCAAACGAGGUUACAUUACUGUCAAGGAUACAUCAUAGAAACCUUGUGCAGUUUCUUGGUUAUUGCCAAGAAGAGGGAAGAAACAUGCUUGUGUAUGAGUUCAUGCACAACGGAACUUUGAAGGAGCAUCUCUACGGUAACAGAAUCAGUUGGAUUAAACGGCUUGAGAUAGCUGAAGAUGCAGCCAGAGGGAUUGAGUAUCUACACACAGGGUGUGUUCCAGCGAUCAUACACAGAGAUCUCAAGACAAGUAACAUCUUACUCGAUAAACACAUGAGGGCAAAGGUUUCAGACUUCGGUUUGUCCAAGUUCGCAGUUGAUGGAAACUCACAUGUCUCCAGCAUUGUCCGUGGCACUGUUGGUUACCUAGACCCCGAGUACUAUACAUCACAACAGUUAACGGAGAAGAGUGACGUAUACAGCUUUGGAGUCAUUCUUCUUGAGCUUAUAUCAGGCCAAGAAGCCAUAUCUAAUGAAAACUUCGGUGCCAACUGCAGAAACAUAGUCCAAUGGGCGAAGAUGCAUAUAGACAACGGAGACAUCAAAGGGAUCAUUGAUCCAGCACUAGCCGAAGACGACUACAGUCUCCAGUCAAUGUGGAAGAUAGCAGAGAAGGCGUUGUUAUGUGUGAGACCUCACGGCAACAUGAGACCGUCCAUGUCAGAGGUGCAGAAAGAUAUUCAAGAUGCUAUAAGGAUUGAGAAGGAAGCGUUGGUAGCGAGGGGAGGAGGCUUCUCAGAUGAGUUUUCUAGAAGCUCUGCGCAUUCGUCGUCUCUCAACAUGGGAAUGCAUGACUUGGCUAGUUCUCAGAACUUUGUCUCCAUUGAUGAGUCUGUCUUGCAGCCAACAGCUCGGUAG